AUGAAUUCGAGCCGUUGCGCGGCAUGCAAGCACUUGAGGAGGCGGUGCCCUUCGGACUGCAUUUUCUCUCCUUACUUCCCUUCCAACAAUCCUACACGAUUCGCCUUCGUUCACAAGAUUUACGGGGCGAGCAAUGUCGCCAAGCUACUCCAGGAUCUCCCACCAAAUCGACGGGCCGAAGCAGCUGAGUCGUUGUGGUAUGAGGCUCGUUUGAGAAUAAAAGACCCGGUUUAUGGGUGUGUUGGGGUUAUUAGUGUUUUGCAACAGCAGAUUCAGGAUUUAGAAUGUCAACUCACCAUGAUUCAAGCUCAAAUUGCUGCUCUAGUUGCUCAGUCCCAAAGUAAUGAGACUCAUCAUUAUAUGUAUCAAAUGCAAGGUGUUGACUAUGAGCAUGUUGAAAAUGUUGGAUCCAACCUGUUAGACUGGUUGGAUUAG
This is a messenger RNA of Striga hermonthica, 435 nucleotides long. Lineage: Eukaryota; Viridiplantae; Streptophyta; Magnoliopsida; Lamiales; Orobanchaceae. The record is from the annotation of a GenBank genome assembly.